This is a messenger RNA of Solanum dulcamara, 1446 nucleotides long. Its product is annotated as protein XAP5 CIRCADIAN TIMEKEEPER. The transcript has 12 exons. Bases 188 to 1198 code for a protein of 336 amino acids. The record is from RefSeq and is a predicted model, not a curated record. Gene Ontology annotation, cellular component: nucleus. Gene Ontology annotation, biological process: chromatin organization. Lineage: Eukaryota; Viridiplantae; Streptophyta; Magnoliopsida; Solanales; Solanaceae.
CUCCAGGCAGGUCUUUGUAAUUAACCAAUACUUACACUUUCGGUACUUGAUUUUGUUGCCGUGGUUUAAGAUUGUGAACCAACUUACGCCCCAAUUUUCCUCGCUCACGAAUAAUCAUCUUGCCGUAAGAAGAAUCCAUUGUUCAAAUUCAAAUUUUUGUGCCCUAGAAUAAGAAAUUUAAGGAAAAAUGUCGGGCAUGGGAGAUGGUUACGUGGGCACGGCCCAGGACGCCGUCAGAAUCCGACGGCUUGAAAAGCAGAGAGAAGCAGAGAGGCGAAAAAUUCAGGAGCUCAAGAACAAGACUGCUUCAUCUAAAGGUCAACCUGGUCUUCUUCAAUUUGGGUCCAGUACAUCUGAGAUUCUUGAGACUGCGUUUAAAAAGGAAACUGUGGGUCUUGUCACAAGGGAGCAAUAUGUUGAGAAGAGGGUCACUAUCAAAACCAAGCUUGAAGAGGAAGAGAAGGAGAAGCUUCAGAAGUUGCAACAAGAGGAAGAAGAGCUACAGUUACAAAAGCUUAAGAAGAGGAAGAUCAAGGCUGACCCUCGACUCUCAUUUUGUGAUGAUUUGGAUAAUGUCAAUGAAGAUGAAGACGAGGAAAAUAAGAAUGAAGAAUCUGACAAGCGCAUGUGGAGAAAAUUUGGGAAAGAUCCUACCGUAGAGACAAGCUUCUUGCCUGACAGUGAGAGGGAGGCGGAGGAGCAAGCCGAACGUGAAAGGCUACGUAAACAGUGGAUGCGUGAGCAGGAGCUAAUCAAAAACGAGCCUCUACAGAUAACUUACAGCUAUUGGGAUGGAACAGGCCAUAGACGUGCGAUCCAGGUGCGGAAGGGUGAUAGCAUAGGAGAGUUUCUUCGAGCAGUUCAGCAGCAGCUUGCGCCUGAGUUUCGAGAGGUUCGAACUACUUCAUUGGAGAAUCUUCUUUAUGUGAAAGAAGAUCUAAUCAUUCCUCAUCAACACAGUUUCUAUGAGCUGAUUAUAAACAAAGCCAGGGGAAAGAGUGGACCGCUUUUUCACUUUGAUGUCCAUGAAGAUGUGCGGACCAUUGCUGAUGCUACUAUUGAGAAAGAUGAGUCACAUGCUGGGAAAGUUGUAGAGAGGCAUUGGUAUGAAAAGAACAAGCAUAUAUUUCCAGCUUCACGGUGGGAGAUAUAUGACCCAACAAAGAAGUGGGAACGAUAUACAAUCCACGGGGAUUAAGUGUAAUUGUAAAGCUGAUUUCAUCUUCAUCGCCAACAAGAUAGCUAUUUUUCACCAUCAUUUGACAUGUUAAAGACAGAAAGGGCCUAAGCUACAGUUUUUACUUGUAUGCUGCUUGUGUAAGAACAAAGGGGAUGCUGCUGUAUUUCUUCAACUCCCCCAAUAUAUUAUCCUUUUUGCAUUAAGAACUCCUAUUCUAGAUUAUUAAUGUGCUGAAAUUUGUUUUACUAUUUGCAUUUCUUAUCCUA